Molecule: messenger RNA, 1813 nt
Organism: Siniperca chuatsi (mandarin fish)
Lineage: Eukaryota; Metazoa; Chordata; Actinopteri; Centrarchiformes; Sinipercidae
Gene: ifnphi1
Product: interferon phi 1
Exons: 5
Coding region: 959-1582 (207 amino acids)
Biological process (GO): defense response
Cellular component (GO): extracellular region
Molecular function (GO): cytokine receptor binding
Source: RefSeq, a predicted model, not a curated record
CACACACACACACACACACUGGUGUUGUCAUCAGAGACAGUUUCCUUGACGACCAGAAAGUGAAAACGAGGCAAAAGAAAGAGAAAACGAGGCUGACGUCAGCUGUCACUCAAACUCCAGAGAAGAAGGAAACAGAUGAGAUGAUGCCUUCAAAGUAAAAGCAUUACAUUUAUAACAACACAGUCUGCGAACACUGCGCUGAGUUUGGUCUUUCUGAUUCGCACCUUCAGUAUAUUCAUAUCGCACACAAACGCUCAGGUUUCAUCUGUUCAGGGAAAAACUGCAUCUGUGCUGUUCUGGUGGUGAGGAGAUGAAGCGGCAGCUUUUAUUUUGUAGAGCCGUGUGACGCUGUGCUCUGAGGCGCUGGUUUGAAAAAUGAAAGUGAAGGGACUUCCACACUAAAUAAACUUCCCACAUUAACGGACGCAACAAUACUCCAUUCACAAAAUAUACAAUAUAAAACUCUUUAUUUAUUUUUACAAUAUUUAUCUCAUAAUUCCUCUUCAAAUGAUUAUUUCAUGAUCUGACGUCUGUUUGUGUAUCAGAUGUCAAACAGUGAGCUUCACUUUAAAGUCUGAUUCUGCUGUUUUUACACUAAAUAUCUUUAAACUGAACUGAUAUCAGAAUUAAAUCCAAAUACAAUGAACAGAUUUCAUAUUUUCAGCAGAAACAACAUUUAUUUAACACGUCGGGCUGCGUGUUUGCAUGAAAUGGGAUUUACAGAUUAUUAUUAUCAUUAUCAUUAUCAUUAUUAUUAUUAUUAUUAUUAUUAUUAUCAUAUCAUUAUUAUCAUCAUAUCAGUGGUGGAAAGAAACAAAGUACAUUUACUACAGUAAGUACACUUCUGAGGUACUGUGUGUGUGUAAAGUGGGAAAGUGAGAGUAGAAACACAGCGGGGCUUUCUGUCUUUCACUCUGCUCUGUUUUCUCUUUCCUGUCUGGAAUACAAGUUCAGCAGCAUGUUGGAGACAGCGACACACAGCAGAGCUCAGUCUGCAGCCACCAUCACCACCACCACCACCAUCAUCACCGCCACCAUCUUCAUCAUGUUCAGCUGGACCGGCCUGCUCUUCGUCCUCUGCACCCUGACUCCUGCGCUCUGCUGUGAUUGGCUCAGACACUACGGUCAUGUGAGCAACAGCUCUCUGACUCUCGUCCAGCUCAUGGGCGGUCAGAUGACUGAAGAGGAGAGUCCAGUUUCCUUUCCAAACAAACUCUACAAACACAUACAAAAGGCAGAGGUGGAGUCCCAGCUGGUUUUCAUCAGAGACAGUCUGGAGCUAAUUCUUGGUCUCUAUCGCCAUGACAACCUCUCCUCUGCUACCUGGGAUACCGACAAGACGGAGCACUUCCUGUUGUGCAUCCACAGACAGAUAGAUGGACUCAACAGCUGUGUGUCGACUAACAAGCAAGCAAACUACAAACUGAAAAAAUACUACAAGAGACUGGAGAAAAGCACUCUGUACCGCACUGGUGGUAGUGCUGCGUCCUGGGAGCUGAUCAGGAAGGAAACUGAAGUGCACCUGGAACGGUUGGCCCUGCUGGUGGCCCCCAUAGCUGCAACACUUCAUCACCAACACUGACACAUCUCAUCAGUCUGUCUCACUGUCUCCAGCGUUUAUUCUGUCUCUCUGUGAGAGUUUCUAUUGUCAGUCUAUUUAUUUAUUUAUCAUUUAUCGUUUCUAUUUAUGAACAAAGUGCUCAUCUUGUAUUUAUUUAUUUAUUGAACUCUGACAGUUUUGUAUUUACAGACUCUGAGUCUGAUUUUACUUGAAAAAUUUUGAUAACGGACCACAAUAAAGACAUUUCAUGCA